GCGAGAGAGGCCGGUUGCUUCAGAUUUUUUGGAUUUGAAGGAAUUUUGUCAGGACAAUUUGUCCGAUUUUGAUCAGAGAUUGUUAGAAGGCAAGACGACAAUGUUAAGAAUAUCUAGGCAGGCUGUAGCCCCAGUGUUAAGGGUUUUUUCGAGGUCUUUUACGUCGGCAAAGGUGCCUUGCCAGAUGCAGAACAACCGUGUGUUGUUGAACUUGAAUGCUGACUCCGCAGUAUCGACGCACGUAGGCAACGCGAGCGGCUCGCCAGUGAAUUGUUGUGGGGCACUUCGGGCGUACAGCACCGGCAAGGAAGUUGAGAAGACACCGGAGCCACAGACAUCGGGAACAGCGAGUGGAACUUCUGAGAGUGCAGCCAUACGACACAGAGAACCAAGCAACAUGGAGCGAAAAGUAUUUGUGUGGACUGGAAAAUACAAGACAGUGGAUGAAGUGCCCAAAUUGGUCUCUGAGGCUGCUCUGAUGAGUGCCAAGACCAAAUUCCGCAUCUACAUCAACCUGUUAAUGGGCGCGGCCACUCUCCUGGCCGCCGUCGCCAUGAUCAUCAUCGGCCGGUCUCGUGCCAAGAAGGGCGAGAGCGUCUCCGGCCUCAACAUCCGGAGACACCCAGAGAUGUACGGCAAAAUGAUCGCCCAGGAAGACGCCAAGAAAUGAGCCGAACAUUUUAGUAGAUGGCGUUGUUGUUUUUUUAGACUUCCAUAGCACCAAAUAGUGAGAAUGAAAAGUAUGGCUUAACUAGUCCAAACAUUUUGGGACUCUCCUUACUGUGUAUGAGAGUCCCAGGACUUAAAGGCAUUAAAAACAUGCAGUACAAGGAAAUAGACUGGCACCUGAAACAACCAGUCCAAAUGGUACUGCACCAAUCAACUGUGCCAAAAGAAACAUCUGGCAUGUCUGGUACUAGUCUCUAUUUCUACACCUUACUCAAUAGUCAGCUACCAGACUAAAUGACGAGGUCAGUCUUUUCAAACAGUUGGACCAUGGUUGGACAUGUACCAGUCUAGUCUUUAGCCUCAAAUUGAUAUCACUGCUCAGGUGCAGAAAAUUGAAGAAGAGUCUCCUUUAAAAAUUAAAUUGAGACUUCAAACUUACUUGGUGGAAUACUGAG
Molecule: messenger RNA, 1124 nt
Organism: Patiria miniata (bat star)
Lineage: Eukaryota; Metazoa; Echinodermata; Asteroidea; Valvatida; Asterinidae
Product: protein FAM162A-like
Exons: 3
Coding region: 101-670 (189 amino acids)
Source: RefSeq, a predicted model, not a curated record